CAACCUCCUGAGUCCCAAUGUACAAACCUCCGCCAUCGUCUCUCCAUAAACCCUAAAUUCCACCACCCGAUGUAUUCUUCACCUCCGUUUGUUUGAUUUCUCUCCCCUCUCUCCGAAAAGUUUCACCAUUGUAAAGCAAUGGAGUCGUUGAUCGAACUCUGCGAUCUGAUCGCACAAAAUCUUUCGCAGUUUGCUGAUAAAUUGGCUUGGAUUUGUGGCCGAUGUCCACCGAUUGACUCUUCGUUUGGAAGCGAUUCAAUCGAUUCGUUCGAUUUUUUGAGUUAUGUGAAUAAAGCCAGUGAGUUGUCGUCGGAUUUUGCCAUGGCCGUUCCGGAGUAUACGGGAGAGAUUGUGAUGUCGGCGAUUAACAAUGUCAGUGGGGAUUUGGGGGUUUCAAGGGUUUUCUUGAAUGCUCUGUUGCAGUAUUUUCCUCAAAUUCUUCCUUCCUAUGCACACAAAUUAGUGUCCACUCUUCUAGAUCGAUUUGAAAUUUCGGUUCCUAGUUCACCGAAGCAGCUAGUUGCGAUAACACCUGAAGCGUCAUCGUCUCAGAGUUCGCCCCUCAGUGCAAACCAUUAUCAAUCAAAUGAGAGAAACAGUCCAGGAAACGAGGUCAGCAAUGCCUCUAGUUCUUCGAGCGGUGAGGCUUCAAGGGUUACAGAUGAGAAGACCAGUGCAUUGUCGUCGAAAGGAUUGGUGAUGAAUGGGGGCAGCCUUGCGUGUAAGAGCAAUGUGGAUAUAUUUGGUGCUGGUGUUGGGUUCAAUGAUGGAGGAGGAGGCUGUUCCGCGACGUACAAGCGAGUGGUAGCCUCUUUUGAGGAAGAGCCUGUGGAGAGCCUUCAACAACAGGAGAUUGCUUUCAAGCUGAUUGGGACACAUAUUGGAUAAAGUCCAGAUUGACCUUAAGCUUUUGGAACAAGUGAGGGCCAU
This is a messenger RNA of Ilex paraguariensis (yerba mate), 930 nucleotides long. The record is from the annotation of a GenBank genome assembly. NCBI's taxonomy places the organism in Eukaryota, Viridiplantae, Streptophyta, Magnoliopsida, Aquifoliales, Aquifoliaceae.